Messenger RNA from Botrytis fragariae, 2340 nucleotides. Its product is annotated as putative microtubule associated protein. The coding region runs from base 1 to 2340 and encodes 779 amino acids. Gene Ontology annotation, biological process: mitotic spindle midzone assembly; microtubule cytoskeleton organization. Gene Ontology annotation, cellular component: mitotic spindle midzone; cytoplasm; spindle. The record is from RefSeq and is a predicted model, not a curated record. NCBI's taxonomy places the organism in Eukaryota, Fungi, Ascomycota, Leotiomycetes, Helotiales, Sclerotiniaceae. Gene Ontology annotation, molecular function: microtubule binding. The transcript has 3 exons.
AUGGAUACUAGCUACUUAUCGUCGCAGGUCUCGACGAUCAUAGAUCAGCUUCAUGGCUUGUUCGAUGAAAUUGGUGUUCCGUCGCGGGAACGAGAGACUCGAGAAUCAGAGUUAUUCGCUGCCCUCUCCGAGACCUUACACAACCAAGUACGAUUGGUCGCGGACGAGAAAAAUGAUUUGACGGAAGAAGCUCGCCGUAUUAUUACAACAAUUAAGCAGAUGGAAGCUUCCCUCGAUGAUGAUAAAGAUCACCAUGAAUAUGAACCUGAAGACGAGGAUCUCCAAAUUACUUAUCCCUUGUUGCAAUGUCUACAAGAAUUAAAAGAAAAACAUCUUCAUAUAUCAAAGAUACAUAGAGAGAGAUUUGAACAAGUCAAGAAACUUGUUCAAGCUCUUGAGUCAUACUCAUCCCAUUUAGAGCCAUCUUUCAUUAAAAUCGAACUCCCACCCACAUCUUUGAACGCGAGUAUUCCUCCCACAUUCGACCUUUCAAACAACUAUGUUAGCGAUCUCGACGAUGAAUUCACCCGCGUUUACGAAGAGUAUACCCGCCGUGUCGCACUAGUAAAGGCUACUGCGGAAAAUAUUAUUCAACUAUGGGCUGAACUUGGCACGCCACAGGCUCAAACCGACAGCGCAAUUGUUAAAUACUAUCGCGAUGCGCCAGAGCAACUUGGUUUACACGAAGAUGAUAUCUCCAGAUUGCGCAUGAAGCAAAGCAAAUUGGUAGAUGAGAAGAAGAGUCGAGAGAAGCGCUUGAGAGAUCUACGUACUACAGUCGAGGCUUUGUGGGCAAAGCUGGGCAUCGACGAGUUUGAACAGAAACGAUUUUUGAACGGCAACCGAGGAUUUGGCCUACGACAGAUCAACGAAUUCGAAGAUGAAUUAUCAAGAUUGAAUGAGCUCAAGAGACAGAAUCUACAUCUAUUUGUUGAGGAUGCCCGAUACAAAUUACAAGAGCUGUGGGAUGGUCUGUUCUUUUCUGAGGAAGAGAUGCUCGAGUUCACUCCCGCAUUCUCAGAUGUCUACAGUGACGCUCUUUUGGAAGCUCACGAACAGGAAAUCGGCCGUCUUGAGGUCCUUAAAGAACAACGCGCACCCACUUUAGCUCUCAUCGAGGAACAUCGAUCACUUGUCAAAGACAGAGAUGAUCUUCAAGCAUCAUCACAAGAUGCAAGUCGUUUGAUGAUGCGUGGCCAAAAGGGCGAAAAGCGUGAUCCAACACGUUUGUUGCGUGAGGAAAAGAUGAGGAAGAGAAUCGCUAAAGACUUACCAAAGAUUGCAGCAAAACUGAGAAGUGUUCUAGAGGAGUGGGAGGAAGAAUAUGGUCGUCCAUUUAUGGUACACGGUGAACGAUACCUUGACGAAUUGGAAGCUUCUGAAGCCAAAUCUGCUCCAGGACCACGUUCAAAAACACCGGCAGGACCACCUCCAAGUACCAUGAAGCCCCCUCCAAAAACUGUUGUCAAGGCUGGAACAUUGGGUCGCUCUAACAGCGCACCAAGACCUGCUCCACCAAAUAGAUCUGGUGCCAAAACACCCACCGCAGGAGGGACAAUCAGGAGACAUCAAUCUUCCGCUUCAGUAUCCGCAGCGAGUGGUAUAAAAUCACCUUCUAGGCUCCCAAAUCGUAUACCUUUGUCAAGUCUUAAGCUUCCCAACUCUCCAGAACGCGAUCGACGAACUGGAUCUAUGCGUCCCGAAUCAAGACAAGCGACUAGCACUAUCCGGGGCAAGAUGGGUCCACCACCAUCAAGAGCUCCACCCCCAAAGAUGCGUGAGCUAUUUGAACCACCACCUUCGGCUCCUCCAACUCAAACAUACUAUCAUCGCGAUGAGAGCUUUAAUUCUUCAACUGGUAGUGUCCGACCAGUCUCUCCCGAUGAUGUUUUCGAAGCACCACCACCAAAGGCUAAGGAAAGACCUCAGUCGUAUCAGGACUUGAGAGCAUCAAUGCGAUCAAAUUUCGGCCAAUCAUUAACUUAUGGAUCUGCGCCACCUGCUAGCAGUCGUCAACUUUCUACUACAUCUAGCUCCGCAAACACUGGCUCUGGCUCUGAGAACUGGGAAACUUAUGGAGAUGUAUCUGAGACUGAGCCAGAAGAAGACUCAAAUGAGGAUUAUUUCGCGAAACUUCGAGCUGCUAGAGCAAAUCGAUACACUCCGGAUGAUGAAGCUCCUCCAUUCCGUGGUAGUGCUACUAUAAAUAGUAGUAUGAUGAAGAAAAAGGGUUAUCCACUUUACAAAGGACCUGCUGGGCAAGUUCUUAGUAAUGAUCGAUUGUGCACACGAAUUGUUUCUGGAAGUGAAGCUAACUGGACUGAUGAAGAUGCUUUUUAA